AUGGAACUGUUAUUAAAUGAUAAGCAAGUUGUAGGAAUUUGGAGGAUAAGAGGCAUCGGUAAAGCAACUAUUGCGCAAGAAGUAUUUCAUCAAAAUAGGAAUAAAUUUGAUGGUUAUUACUUUGUAGAAAAUGUUAGGGAAACAAUGACAAAGGAAUCAUCAAAUGAUGUGCGAGACAAAAUCAUUCGUCAAUUAUUAAGGAACAAAAGUUUACAAGAAGGAAAGUGUGAUUUAUAUGGUGAUGGAAGUAGAAUCAUUGUAACUCGUAGAGAUAGGCAAGUAAUUAAAUAUGUUGGUUCAAAGGAAGGCAUAUACGAGGUUGAGAGUUUAAUUGAUUCUCAAGAGAAUGAAAAGAAAAUAUUUCUUGAUAUUGCAUGUUUCUUCAAAGGGGAAAAUAAAGAUCGGGUUGAGAGAACAUUAGCAGCAUUUGGUUUCUAUCCAAAAAGUGGAAUACCUCAUCUAAUUAAGAAGUCUCUCAUAUCUAUUUCAUCAGUCAAUCAGAUUCGUAUGCAUGACUUGCUAGAGCAAAUGGGCAAGGAUAUUGUUAUUGAAGAAUGCGAACAGCCUGGAGGAGGCAGCAGGUUGUGGAGUUAUGAAGAUAUUAAUCAUGGAACCGAAAAAGUUGAAGGCAUAUUGCUUGGUAGGCUUUGGAGUUAUUAUUUGGAGCUACGUUACAUGGCCUUCAUAAAGAUGUGCAAUCUUAGAUUCCUCAAACUCGAAGUUUGGAAUAAGUCUUUAAGUGAGCAAGUGCUCCUUCUUAACGACUUUGAAUUUCUUCCACAAAAGCUAAGAUAUCUUUCUUGGCAGGGAUGCAAUAAAUUCUUUCUAUAUUACCAAGGGGAAUAUGUGGAUGAUGAUGAGGAUGAUGAUGAUGCUCUCUACUUUUGGUACUGA
Messenger RNA from Hevea brasiliensis (rubber tree), 894 nucleotides. RefSeq names its product disease resistance protein RRS1B-like. The transcript is spliced from 5 exons. NCBI's taxonomy places the organism in Eukaryota, Viridiplantae, Streptophyta, Magnoliopsida, Malpighiales, Euphorbiaceae. The record is from RefSeq and is a predicted model, not a curated record. The coding region runs from base 1 to 894 and encodes 297 amino acids. Gene Ontology annotation, biological process: defense response.